Messenger RNA from Ustilago hordei, 5574 nucleotides. RefSeq lists its product as uncharacterized. Gene Ontology annotation, biological process: negative regulation of TORC1 signaling; intracellular signal transduction; positive regulation of autophagy. Gene Ontology annotation, molecular function: GTPase activator activity. Gene Ontology annotation, cellular component: GATOR1 complex. The record is from RefSeq and is a predicted model, not a curated record. NCBI's taxonomy places the organism in Eukaryota, Fungi, Basidiomycota, Ustilaginomycetes, Ustilaginales, Ustilaginaceae. The coding region runs from base 1 to 5574 and encodes 1857 amino acids. The transcript has a single exon.
AUGAGGCCUCAAUACCCUUCCAGCCUGAGCGUCGAUCGCUUCACCAGUACUAGUGAUCGUCGCCACUCCUCUUCCUCCUCCACCCAACACCAACGACCAGAGAUCAACCAACGUCCCAUCGUAUUAUGGACCCAUGACCCGCCAAACUUGUCUCGUAAUGAGGUCCUCCUCAAUCCCGAGUUUUCGCUUCCUCGUAUGGCUGAGGCCGACCUUCUCCAGCUCACAUUACCCCAAGCCUCGCCGCUGCCUCGCAACAACAUUCCCUUUGGACCCAAGGAUCGCGUUCGCAGCCUUGCCACCAAGGCUACCUUCGUCUUUCGAGCAGCACAGGCGACAGCCGAUGCCGACUUGAUCGCUCGCCAACCUCAGCUUCAAAUCAGUGUUUCCAAGAACAUUGCCAACAACUACGGCUUCUACAACCGUGCCCACGCUAUCCUCACCCGUGUGUCUAAGCAGCACUACACCAUCGAUCAUGUCGAGCUCUACUUCCGAGACCAGUAUGUCGGUCGAGCUGAGAUGUGGAGGGUCUUUCAGAACCUCGAGGAUACCUGCGUCUAUUGCGGUCAGAAGGUGACCCUAGCCGGAAGUGUUCGAGCCACCAUCGGUCGUAUCUUUAUCAAGCAGAGCAAGGUCACCAGUGGCUACGUUUCAGCAUCCACCAAAGCCAUCUUCCGAUCAGAAUCAGCCAAGUACAACCUCUUCAUCCAGCUUGCAAGAGAAAUGUGGCAGUUUGACGAGGAUGGAGAGAUCUACUACGAAAAGGCGCUGCAAGGCUUCAUUCCCGAGCUUCUCCGACGUUGGAGGGCAGUACCCACCAAUCAUAUCCUCACUGUAAUCCUCUUUGCAAGAGUGCACUACGACCAGUCGGAACUGCAUAUGCUCCAAGGUCCAAUACGACAGGACUGCCAAGCGAGGUACUACAUUGACUAUUACAAGGUCGUUGUGGAUCUUGAGUCAAACUGCAAUUGGGAUGCAGUCAUGACAACCCUCAAGGAGGAGUUCUUCCGUUUCCAGCACGACAUUCUCUUGCUCCCAAGGCCCAUCUCAGGUCCUCCUGCCUCGCACGAAGAGCUUCACGCCGAUCUCAUCCGCGAUCGUGUUCACAUGGCAGGGCGACUAUCCUAUUCCUACCAAGGCAAUCUGCUCGAAGCGAUCAACCUUGCCCUCAACCCCUUCGACCAACACUACAUUGACCGAGAUCUCAAUCGCACCGGUCUUUCCAUGGUCUUUGUCACUGCAGGUACAGGUCACUUUGACGUUGACAAGAAGCUCCUCCGUCUCACGACGGAGCGUAUGAUCGAGAACGGAACAGGUCUCGACUUGGUCUGCUUGACCAAGAUGCCGCUUCACUCUGUACCUUUGUUCCACUUCAAGUCGCACUACCCAGAUCCGAGCGAGCUCAAGCAGAGCCAGACUGCCGCCACCAAUCGUCAACGACGUGCUGGUACUGGUGCUGGUGCUGGUGCUGGUGCUGGCCCGGGUAAGACAGUACAUCGACCAGGCCAGCCACCAUUGCUCUCGCGGCACUCUUCCUCACGCAUGGCCACUUCGGCCGCAUCUGUCGCAAAUCCGCCAGAUCCGCUCUACUUUGACUCCAAAAAGCCUGUCGAAGAGGAGCAAGACUUCUACUCAAUGCCACAUUGGAUCGACUGCAGCUUCUACAAUCUGCAGCAGGACAAGCCUUUCCGCGCUGACCGCUUCGUUCCUCGUUGCAAAAUGUACGAAGUUCAGAUGAUGGGCAUCAUGGAGAAUCAGAUCUCUGAUAUUGCCAUACCCUAUCUCGAUCUCAAGCCGGUCAACAAGGCAUCUUCGGUCUCAUCUUGCUACUAUCUGCCACGCUACAUGGGCCCUUCCAGCUCUGGAUUCAUGUCUGAGCCGCGCAACAGCGAGGUCUCGGAUCUUGCACUUGCCGGGCUCUCGCCCAAGCAGCAACGCAGGAUUGCAAGCGAACGCUUCGACCACGAUGUGUUCAGAGACGUUCCUCCGUUGAUCAAAUCUCCAGCUCUGAAGCAGCUAGCGGGCGUUGUGAGCGGCACCACGACCAUCGACAGCCCGGCAGCAAGUGAGAUCCACAAACCAUUCGACAGGCCCGGUCUGCGACGUAACCCGAGCUCAGGCUAUGGUACAGGGCCACACACAAAUGCUAACUCAGCUGCAUCCUCCAUCUCACCAGGGAAAGCUGGGGCAAGCAGACCCGCUGCUCCUACAACGAGAGCCUCGCGACUCGCUAGGGAGACAUCCUUCCGAGAAGAGGAGCCCGACAAGAACUCUUCGGUCCCACCAUCACCCUCAAAAGCACGCUUUACUAAGCUGGAACCCACAACCUCUCGACCACCGCUUACUAGGCCAGUCUCACAGAUCGUCACCUCGUCGAGCUCCAACAUCAGAUCACGGCCUGGAUCGAUUCACUCUGUCAACACCUUUGCGCGUGGACUGAUGCCUUUGGAGCCGAUUGGCAAGGCAAAGGCGCUCGUUGCUCCUACAGAUGCUGUCCUAUCUGCUACUUCGCAUGCUUUUGACGAUAACACAUUUGAAGAAGACGGCGCAAAGAGAAAUGAAGCGGAUGACAGCGUCAGCACGUUAAGCUCAACCACUCAGGCCAAGGCUAAAGGCUACAGCUGGCUGUGGAAGACCCUGACCGGCUCGACGCCGUCAAAGGCCCACAGCACAGAUCGCGAGACUGAAGACGACGCAUACUCUGGAGAUCUCUCAACGCCAGCUACACGCAGUAUGCAGGAGGUCUUGAGCGCACAACUCCGACAGCAAGCCGGUGUGUCAGGCAAAAGUGGUAGUGCAGCACGCAAGCCUCAGCCACCAGGUCGCUUAGUACGCACUGCCUCACUGCUUUCUGUGCACGAAGCGUCCAGUCCUGCUCCGAUCAAGAUUCCUGCACAAUCUACCCCAAGAACGAGACAAGAGCAAGAGGCGGAAGAGAAGGUUCUUCGCGACCAAGAGGCGUAUGAGCAGCAGCUGGAGGAGGAGGAAGCUCUGCAGAGGUAUGCUCAGAGAGCACAAGUCGACAAGCAGACGCUCGUCAAUCCCUCCAAUCCGAGCAAGAAUUUGAGGAACGAUGGCUCGCAGCUACUGAGAUGGCAACAUUUGUUCCCAAGGCGCUUGAAUCACCAUGCAGUCAAGUGGCGAUCUAUGACUACGCCUGCUUGUCUGCCGUUGACGACCCUCUACCUCCCGUCGGAGAGCGAUCUGGUGGCCAUGUGGAGCGAGCAUCCUCACACGACCUCGAUCUCGGCAGAGACAUCUUCGUUCUUGCUGAAGAAGUCGAGCUCGACACAUCCUGCCCUGGCUGUACUGCGAGAGAUGGCAUACCACCGUCUUGCGCAGGGUUAUCAAUUCAUCGUGCCAGCAAGCAAGCAGGCUCGUACGGUCUCGAGUCGCAAGCUUGUCGAUCCGAAGCACUUCACUUUGAGAUGGCCGUCUGAGCUGCUUCAGCCAGGCAACCUUGCGACAGGAAAUCCAAUCUUCCUCAGUGUAACCAACCAGAUCCACCGUAUCUCCUACGACAGGUCCACCUCUGCGAUCAACGUGAAGAGGUACGUUCGCAACACGGAAUAUUCAACCGACCCCAUCGACUACGAUUGUUGUAUCUGGCCACGUCACUUGCCAGGAUACCAGACAGUCAAAGCGCGAUUCAACUAUCCCGACUCGGCGAGCUACAACUGGACCUACCUCGACUCGUUGAUUGCAGGUUAUGUAGACGAGAAGUUCGUCGAGUCGCUGAGGUACUGGCGAACACGAUUCGUGUUAGUGCCUUCGGAAGGGUCGCCACCGCCGAUGAAGGCACCCACGGGUGAGGACUUGGACGAUGAAGAGAUUCGACUCAUCGGUACGGAUAAGCUUGCUGAGCUCUUCCACCGUGCAAGAUUCGUGAGGAGCAAAGAGGAACGUGAUCAGACACACGUACAGCGAUUCUUGCCCACCUCGCUCGACCCAGCCAUGUCACUGCAAGAUGAGGACUUCAUGAAGCAGCUAGCUGAAGAAAACGCCAGGCAGCGCGCACAGUCGGCUUCUUCCAAAAAGCGUCUACAUAAGUCUUUGGCAGGGCGUGCACUCGAAGCUGUGGUCAAGGACAUGCGGUCAGGUGGAUUGGUGAUCAAUGAUAGGAUCUGGCAUAGGAUGUUGUACUCGGACACGUUCACGGGUGCCGAUAUGGUUACGUGGAUGUGUACAGAGUACACGGAUGUGCGGUCGAGGGAGGAAGCGGUAGAUUGGGGUAUCAGGUUGAUGGAAGAUGGCCUGUUUGAGCAUGUGCAUAAGGCGCAUGGCUUUUUGGACGGUCACUACUUCUACAGGCUGCGGAGUGAGUAUGCUGGAUCGAGGGGCGUCAAGGGCGGGUGGUUUAGGGGCACCGAUAGUCGGCGAGGAUCCUUCGCGGAGAAAGAGACACCAAAGAGGCCACUUGUGCACUCUAGCAGUCAGCACUCUAGCAGUCAGCACUCAGGGUUGAGCUCUGGUGAAGGUAGACGUUCAGCUUCUGGUGAGGUUGGCACGGAGAAAGGCGCUCCCUCUACCUCAACUGCAGCUCCACCCUCCCGAUCCUCAACCGGCGGUCACUCACGCAACUCCUCGAUGCACCACGCUCACCCACCCUCGCUCAGCAUGUCCUCCACCACCACCACCAUCCCCAGCACGGCGCCCGCUAAAAAGAAGAAGAAAAUCCAACUCUCCCGAAGCCUAAUCAUCGACGUCGAUCCCGGUCGUCGUUCCGAUCGAGCGGAAGUAGCUUUCCUCCAUCACGACAUGGCUCACAAUCCUGCAAACGGAUUCAAUUUCCAAAUCCACUGGCUCUCCACCACGGCACGAUUUAUCGAAGACACAGUGCAAUCUUGGACGCGAAUCCUGGAACGCUAUGGUCUGCGUCUAAUCGAAGCACCCAUCGGUCAGAUCAAAGAUGUUUCGCUGCACAACCCUUUUCAAGCUGCGGUGCAGAUUGAAGUUGCACUACCGCCUCCAGCACCAGAGAUGUAUGAGAGGAGAUUGCCGAGGGGAACAUUGGCGGAUCUAUGGUUUGAGUAUGCACUACUGAGGAAGUUUGGCUUUGUGUUGGAUCAGGAGGCGACGAGUCGAUAUGGAGGGGUUGCAGUUCAAGUUGGAUAUAGUAGUAGACCGAAUCAGUUUGAGUAUAGUCAAUUUGUUCAUAGGAGUGGAGUUGCCUUCGUACAGGUACUGGGUGGUGUUGAUGGAUUUUUGUGGCUAAACAACAGACUGUUCAAUUCGCAUUUCCAUGCAGGUUCUCAGAGACAACAACAUUCCCGUCCCACUGAAAGGGGUUCAGCUGCACCCACUCAAGGAGGAGAAAAGGGAGAAGUGGUGGAUGGAGAUAAACUUCGUCUGGAGCUGACGAGGUUUUGCUCCAACUGUGAGGAAUUGGCUAGAUUCUACAGAAAAGUACUAGCGCAGCUGCUGCAAGUGGAAAAGGAAGAGAGUGAGAGAGAGGAAUUGGCUAAGGAAUAUGUUGAAAGUUUGUUUCAGGAAGCAAGUGCAGAUCAAGCAGGAGGAAUCGCUGAGAGAGACAAGGGAAAGGGAAAGAGUAGAGAGGUAUGUCAUUAUUCAAAUUGA